Messenger RNA from Homarus americanus (American lobster), 784 nucleotides. RefSeq lists its product as uncharacterized. Gene Ontology annotation, biological process: mitochondrial fusion. The coding region runs from base 97 to 651 and encodes 184 amino acids. The record is from RefSeq and is a predicted model, not a curated record. The transcript has 4 exons. Lineage: Eukaryota; Metazoa; Arthropoda; Malacostraca; Decapoda; Nephropidae.
UAGUGAGAGACGGAGGGUGUAACGCGUGUUAUUCCCAUAUAAACUAACUUAUCGCUCUUUGGUAAAUUAUCAAGUACAUUUCCUUCAGAGUAGACCAUGGAAGAGAUCCACCUUGUUCCAGCAGUACAGAAACCAUUAUUUCGUCUGCCAACUCGGUCAGGCUUGGCCCUCCCAUCUGUUUUGUCAGAAUAUGCUAAAAACCUGUCAAAACCUCAAAAGAUUGUAAUAAUCAGUGUAGGAACUGGUUUAGCAUUGGUUGGACUCGUGGCUCGAUAUCUGCGUCGUCGUCGCCGUCGCACACCUCGAAAAUCUGCGUUGGUCAAACAUGAUGACUUGACUCGCAGCUCUCGAAAAGCAAAGCCCAUCACAAUAUGUAGUCCCUCUGGAGAAAUUCACAGUGUUGGGGGCAAUGUGUCUCCAGGAUUCCAUCGUUCUGUUCAUCGUCAAAGUUCGAUCUCUGUGAGCAGUGAUCGAACAAGCGUAGCCUCUGUGUUAACCACACAUGCUGCCGACGCUAACACACUGACGCCUCAGCAGUACGGAGUUAUGGGUAAGAACACCAUGUUUGUUGUGAGUGCUGAUGUAGGCCCAGUAGAGAAUGAGACCUUUCGUAAUUUUAGUCUGAAGAUUAGCCCCCAAGUGCUCACCUAAAGAGUUGUACCCCCAGCUUAACCAGCCUGAAGAUUAACAUCCCAAAACUACCUGGGAAAUUAAUCUUCAAAAGAGCAUAAAGGCCAAAAUUGUGAAUGCAGGUACAGGUUAGCAAUCCAUUAUCCGAAAUCCU